UUUCCCCCCGCGCUGGUGCUGGCGGCCCGGGCGGGCAGUGACGCCACGGGCCCUGGCGGCCAAUCCGGGUGCGGUGGCCCCGCUCGAAUCUUGGCGGCGCGGGGGCGGGGGCGGGGGCGCCGCCUGAGGGCCGGGCGGGCCGGCCGGGCUGUGGCGCGAUGAGCGGGACCCUGGCCCGGCGGGAGGAGCUGCCGUGCCGCUCCGUGUCCCUCAGCAGCGUCGCCGCCGACACGCUGACCCCGCUGAAGGAGCUGCUGAGGUGCCCGGGCGCCCCGCAGGCCGGCACGGAACCGGAGGGCCGCGGGCAGAGCGGCGCCGGGGGAGCGGCGGGAGAUGCCCGGCAGCCCACGGGGCCGGCGGGCGGCGGGGCCGGGUGGGAGCGCCUGGAUGCCAGCGUCCUCCGGGCCUACCUGAGCCCCGGCCCCGAGCGGCGGCUGAAGCGCCGGGCCGGGGAGCCCGCCGCGCACGAGUCCCCGGCCAAGGUCUUCCAGCGGCUCAAGGCCAAGGCCGCGCAGCGGCGGCGGGAGCGCGGGCAGCCCGGGCAGCCCGGCGGCUGCAGCGCCGACUCCAUCCUGACCCCCGGGGCCGCCCAGCGGGCCCCGCGACAGCCGCGGCCCGGGCCGCAGGGCGGGCAGGACCGCCGGGCCCCCGCGGGGCCGGUCCGGCCUAGGCAAGAAUUACUUUGCACUCAGAUUCUUCAGAAGCAAACCAGAAAAGCACUGGCCACAGACCCAAUUUUAAUGGAAUCCCCUCAGAAGUUCUUCUUGCGUGUAAAGCGGAAACUGCAGAAGCAACAAAAAGAUCCAACACCUUCAGACCCGGUAAAGCAGAACAUUCCUCCUUCCACAGCCGCAGAAAAGCUGUUCGUCACAUCUGCUGUUGCUGAGCAGCUCAGGGAGGAUCCUGCAGAACAAGGGGCCGCUAAUAAGGAUGAGCAGGAUAAUUUCCUUAUAGAAUCAGUGGAUGCUGAUGAUGAGAUGUCUCAAAAUACAGUGACUGAUUUUGCGACUUUAAACUCCCCCCAUUUUAAAAAUGGGAAUUGGUUAGAAGAAAGGCGGGGACAUGGAGAAGCAAAACGUGCUGAACCUCGUCAAGACAGAAGAGAGUUGCGGUCAAGUAAUAAGGAAGCUGCUCACAGAGCAGAAAAGACACUGGAGACUAAUUCUGCAAAGGCCUCUCAGUGCUCGUGUGCCAUUGCGCUCUCUGCUCCCAAAGCCCACGUUCCGAGGAAGGAAAAGCCGAAAGGAGGCUGCGAGGUGCAUGUGGACAAGCCUCGCACAGACCCUGCGGCUGGGAAAGCCGACAAAGAGAAAGCUGUCUGCCUGACGAGUUGGAGAAUUAAAGUGAUGGAUGGUAACACUGCAAUAUGUGUUGAAGGAAAGCGCAAAGAUAGGAAAAACACGACUUGGCACAGUAACGCCGUUGUAGAACGCAUAAGUUACAACCAAGUGAAAACCUCAUCCGGCAAUGUCUACUUGCUGCAGGGCAGGAUGGAUUCGGCUUCCAUGCGGAAGGAAGGAUUUCCCUACCGUUUCACCAAAAAGUUUUUAUUUGGGUUUUCCAAGAAGUGGAAGGAAUACGUUGAGGAGCUACUUGAGCAGAGGAGAAGGAAAGAACAGAAGCGGAAUAGUAGUGAGGAUGAAAAUGAAGACGUGGACUCGGAGGUGGGUACGGCUGUGUCGAAACAUGCAGAAGAUUUAGCAAGAGCAGCACAGAAAGCUGAGAUCAGGAACACCACCUAUGAAGUGCUGCCAGGCUACAGUGAGAAUGCUUAUACGACACCGAACCACAAUUUAGUGUCGAGUGACCCAGACAGAGUUUACACGCGUAGCGGCCGCCUUGUUAAACCACCGUUAAAUUUCUGGUGUGGGCAACGUGAGCUCGUGGAUCAGCAACUAAACGUUACUAUAGAGAAAGGAGGAGUAGAUUAUUUGAGCAUGAUGUUUAGUAGUGAAACAUCCCAAAAAAAGACCGGCUCCAACUCCAAGAAGAAAGAGAGCAAGCACGUAAUGAGGGCAAUGGAAGAAAGACCAAAAAGCCAAAGUAAAGGGCAAAACAGUGAAAAAGGAGUAAGUUCCCAACGACCAAACAAGUCUGCUGGAAGCAGGGAGCCCAGGCGCUUAAUUUCAGAUGAUGAUGGAAGUGGAGAUGCGAUCAAUAGUACAAAAACUAAACAGCAGUUUUCUGCUAAGCUGACUCCCUCAAGCACUGCAGUACUAAACAAACAUAACUCUGCCAGCAGAAGGGGAAUGACAAAGGAGAAGAGAGGAACAGGACAUGGAGACCUGACCACGUAUCAGCAGGCUUACAAGUACUCCUUGAGGUCAGCCAAACAACGUCAGGACAAGCGUUUACCAGAAUUGUCAAGCAGAGAUGAGGAAGAGGAAUCCAGCGAAGAUAUCCCACUGGCUAUCAAAAGGAAAAAUAAACCUUUAUUUCGAAGAGAGACUCAAAACUCUCAAUCUUCCUCAAACGGUGGCAGCUCCCGGGGGGACGCACACAGGGUGUGUGGUGAGCAGAGCACGGCCCCGCACCACGGUGGCUCCUGCCCCGCGCCGCCGAGGGACAGCGCGCCCAGCGCCACCCGCGGCUCCCCUUCGCGGGAAGGGAGAACGCCGUCCAGCGCGCCCAGCGCCUCCCGUCUGCCCGACAGCGCCAGGAUGACAAGAAGCAGGUUCAACCAUCUGAGGCUGCUUGAGUCUGACACAGAGUCUGAAGCCAGUGAAGCACAAUCUCAAACAAAACAAAGCAAUUCAAAAGUAGCUGAUAAAAACCUAAAUUAUCAAGUUUCUCAGAAUGCCAAGUCCUCAGCAGCAGAAGCAAGAAAACCUGAGAGGGAAAGAAUUCUAGGGAAUUCUGCACCUUUUCCAAGGGCAACUGAUGGCUGGUCUGAAAAGGAAUUGCAGAAGCUCUACAGGGCCAUCGCUGCGUUCCCAAAGCACAAGAAGGGCUUCUGGGUGGAGGUGGCCAUGGCGGUGGGCUCCCGCUCCGCCGAGGAAUGCCACCACAAGUACAUGGAAGAACAGCAGGCAAAGGGGCCCAAACCGCGCGCCAAGAAACCCACUGCUUCAGAAAAAAAAGAACAGAAAAGUACCGAUAUCUUGGUUCUGGAUAAGAAAGAGCCGGUUCCCAUAACUGCCAAAGUGGGAACCUUAAAAAGAAAGCAGCAGAUGCGCGAUUUCCUGGACCACUUACCGAAGGACAACCACGACGACAUUUUCACCGCAACGCCCUUUCAGAACAGAAGAGUAAAGUUGCCAAUGCUCCGGGGAAGCCAAGAUAACGACGACGUGUUCACCCUCACGGACAUCCCGAUCACACCCGCCUCGUCCGUGUUCUCCCUGGCGAAAACCCCGCAGUGCGAGCACAUCAGCCCCGGGAUGCUGGUGCCCAUCAACAGGAACGAUUACGACAGGCACGUGUUCCGCAUGCAGAAGAACGCGCAGGGCAGCAGAGGCACCUGGGACAACGUCAAGAAGGCGGCGGCCGGAGCUGUGAUCGGGACGCCGGCUUCGCACAGAACCAAGUUCACUUUUGAUCAGAAAGUGAAGGAGACGAGUGUUGUAGGGAAGCUCUUUGAGGCCAAGGCAGGAGACUCAUCCGGUGAAGAAAAGGACGAUUCCUAUUUUUCUGAUUAAUGAACUUCAUGGACGUUCUCAGUUCAACACUUGCGCGCCUCUCCUGCGGAGCGAAGGGGUCUGGCCACCCCUCCGACGUGGUGCUGCUGUGAUGUUGAGUUCAUUUUAAGCGUGACCUGCGGUGAUUUUAUGUGUUUUAACGCCAUUCUCCUCGUGCUGCCUGUCCUGCAAUGUUUGUCCUUUUCCAUGUGUACAAAGUGGCACUUUCUUGCCCGGGCUCCUCCUUUCCCUACCCUGUUUGUGCUGGGGAGGCAGAAGUGUACUUGGACACCAAGUACCGGCAAGGUUUAAUUCACUUAAGAUGAAAUAUUGCUCUACAAUAAAUUUAUAAUGGUAGGCUGUAACUAAUUAGAAAGCAAUUCCCAUUUCCUCUGCUGAGAGUUUGAAUUUUACAGUUCCUUUAUGUAAUUAAAAAGGACACGCUUAUUUUA
Molecule: messenger RNA, 4069 nt
Organism: Columba livia (rock pigeon)
Lineage: Eukaryota; Metazoa; Chordata; Aves; Columbiformes; Columbidae
Gene: MIS18BP1
Product: MIS18 binding protein 1
Exons: 16
Coding region: 159-3638 (1159 amino acids)
Cellular component (GO): chromosome, centromeric region
Source: RefSeq, a predicted model, not a curated record